UUGCUAUAUAUAAAUUACAAUGAUCACAAGAAACGGGCCACACAAAAAUAGUGGUGCCUACUUUGUUUGACAUAAUGGCUCAACUGCAGAAGCAACAAAACUUCUGCUUUGUCCUUCUUCUCUUUGUGGCACUGGGUAUAGCUUAUGCUAGAGAAGCUUUUGAAGUUAGCUUCCAACAGAACUACAAGAUUGCAUGGGGAAAGCAUCAUAUCUUCUUUCUACAGCAUGGUAGAGAAGUUCAACUCUCAAUUGAUAAGACUUCAGGGGCUGGUUUCAGAUCAAAAUUGGAGUAUGCUUCUGGAUUCUUCCAAAUGAGAAUAAAGAUACCCAACAAGGACUGUAGAGGAGUUGUGACAGCCUUUUAUCUGACUUCAACUGCCUAUAAACAUUUGGGAGCAAAACAUGACGAGAUUGACUUUGAAUUCUUGGGCAACAAUGGACAGCCUCAUACCUUGCAGACCAAUGUUUUUACAAAUGAUGAAGGAGGAAGAGAGCAAAGGCAUAGCCUCUGGUUUGAUCCAACAAUUAUUUUUCAUACUUAUGGAGUCCUUUGGAACCAACAUCAAAUAGUGUUUUACGUGGAUGAAAUACCAAUUAGAGUAUUCAAGAACUACUCCAAUGUGGGAGUGAGUUUUCCUUCACAACAAAUGCACGUUACGGCUAGCAUAUGGAAUGGUGAACCUUGGGCAUCUAAUGGGAAGAGAAUUGACUGGAAGCAAGCACCCUUCACUGCUCAGUUUCAAGGUUUCAAUAUUCAUGGUUGCCAAACCCAAAAUUACAACAAACAUGCCUGCUAUUCUCCUUAUUUAUGGUGGAAUGACAAGAAACAUUGGAAACUAAACUCUCAACAACAGAGAGCAUACGAAGAUGUGAGGAAGAAACAUUUGUUGUAUGACUAUUGUUCUGAUAGAGGAGAAUUGCACAAGGAAUGUCAAAUUAAUUAGGUGAUUAAUUGAUAAUACGACUAGUAAUUAGUAAGUCAUAAAUUAUAAAUAAGGAAGAAAAACCAAGAAAUGAUACAUAUCCUGAAUGUAUCAGAUUAAUUAGGACGGUAUAUAAAAAUUCUAAUUAGUAUUUGUGAUGAUUGAUCAUUUGACAAAACAACGGGAGACUUUACAAUAAAUACAUGAAUAUAAUAUGUUUAUCUCAUUUCAUAAA
Messenger RNA from Glycine soja, 1158 nucleotides. Its product is annotated as xyloglucan endotransglucosylase/hydrolase protein 2-like. Gene Ontology annotation, cellular component: cell wall; apoplast. The record is from RefSeq and is a predicted model, not a curated record. NCBI's taxonomy places the organism in Eukaryota, Viridiplantae, Streptophyta, Magnoliopsida, Fabales, Fabaceae. The coding region runs from base 75 to 944 and encodes 289 amino acids. The transcript is spliced from 5 exons. Gene Ontology annotation, biological process: xyloglucan metabolic process; cell wall biogenesis. Gene Ontology annotation, molecular function: xyloglucan:xyloglucosyl transferase activity; hydrolase activity, hydrolyzing O-glycosyl compounds.